AUGCCGUCGGUUCCUAAAAAGCCUCAAGGCCAAUCUGGUCAGGCGGACAAGGCGGGUAAGGCGGACAAGGCCGACAACGAUAAAAGCGACGAUUACAACAAAAGCGAGAUUUCGGACACGAAAGAAAAAUCGGGCAAAAGUGACUCUGGCAGCCAGGACAAGAGCGACGACAAAACGUCGUCUAAAACUCAGAGCCAAAGCAAAAGUAAGGACAAAAGUCGCGAUACGUCACCGGAAAAGGACCACGGCAAGAACCCGGACAAGGACGGGAGCAACGAAAAGUCGUCGAGCAAGACCCAGAGCAAGAGCCAAGACAGGAGUCAAGAGAAGAACCCCGAGAAGAGCCAGGGCAAGAAGGAAAAGAGCAAGGAGCGCGACGAGAAAGGCGACGAGAAGGACACAGCCGAAGAAGGCAGUCUUCACGAAGGGAGCCAGCAGCACGGAGGUGCCAAGAGCGAGACGUGA
Molecule: messenger RNA, 465 nt
Organism: Ixodes scapularis (black-legged tick)
Lineage: Eukaryota; Metazoa; Arthropoda; Arachnida; Ixodida; Ixodidae
Product: protein starmaker-like
Exons: 1
Coding region: 1-465 (154 amino acids)
Source: RefSeq, a predicted model, not a curated record